Exaiptasia diaphana is the source of this 4656-nucleotide messenger RNA. RefSeq lists its product as uncharacterized. Lineage: Eukaryota; Metazoa; Cnidaria; Anthozoa; Actiniaria; Aiptasiidae. The record is from RefSeq and is a predicted model, not a curated record. Gene Ontology annotation, biological process: protein phosphorylation; positive regulation of transcription by RNA polymerase II. Gene Ontology annotation, molecular function: protein kinase activity; protein binding; transcription cis-regulatory region binding. Gene Ontology annotation, cellular component: nucleus.
UUUGUUCAUGAAAUACCUCCCGUGAGGCACAAAGUUUGAUAUUGACAAACAUGCUGCAUGUGACCUAUUUUGAUUUACUAAUUUGACAAGACAACACGGUUGAGCUAUUCUCUGCAAGACUUGUUAUUCUAAUAAAACGUGCUAUGAUCUUUUUUAUUGCCCAAUAGAUGGUUUAUCACAAGUUUACCAGUAUCUAGUGAUGGACAGAAAUGGACUUUGAACGAAUUAGUAUUUCUCAUGAGCUCUUGAGAGUGUGUCCUUCUCUCCUUAAUAAAAUCUUGUAGAACAUUCCAUGCCCUUAUAUGGUAUCACGGUUCAGUGAUCAAAGAACCCCUGCAGACGUCUUUCGUCGUUUACUUCCUUUCACACUUUCUACUGAAGAUCGAGCAGCGAGCACCUAAGCUAAAAGAUUUUCACCACAUAAUACUGCAGUAAUCUAGUGCGUUGUGAUCAAUUUUCCAAAUAUCAACUUGAAAAGAUUGGAAGGAGGCUCAUCUACGAAAUCUAAUUGCCAAACAGACCCCCCCAAAAAAAUAUCGUUUGAUGCACAGUAAAUAAAAGUAAACUCAACAAGAAUAUUCAAGAUGUAGAGGAAAAACAGCUUAUUAUAAUAAAGACACGGCGCCAAAAUCACUGUUAUGGUCUGUUAUGAGGAAUGUAUGUACAACCGACAAAACCUUAACACUUCAUAUCAAACUAACUGAUAUUUCAGAAAUAAAACUAUAGCGUUGCACCAUGGCGGGUGUAGAUUCUGCUGGAAUAUCAUUGAUAAAAGCUGCAAGAGAUGGAGACUUAGAACAAGUCCAUCGACUUAUAGAAGGCGGGGCUUGCGUCAACGCAGUAAAUGAAAACGAUCAAACAGCAUUAAUGAUUCUCGCGCAACACUGUCGCUAUUCUAUACCCGAAAUGGCGAUUGCUUUAAUCAACGGUGGAAUUGAUGUCAACAUGAAGGAUAAAGAAGGCAACACAGCAUUGAUGUAUGCCAUAGCUCAGAACAGUGAAGGCAUUGCUCUUGCAAUAAUUGAGCACAGUAAAGAUCUAGAUUUGAAUGCUGUCGAUAAUCAAGGYCAAACAGCAUUGAUAAAAGCUGCUGUACAUAGGAAGACGAAAGUAGCGCAGGUACUUAUCAGAUGUGGUGCUGAUGUGAACAUGAAAGAUAGAGAAGGCAAAACAGCAUUAAUGUACACAAUAGAUUUUAAGAGAGAUUCCAUAGCUGCUCCACUAAUCAGCAAAUCUAGCAACGAUUUCAGUGUAAAUAGCGUCGUUAAUCAAUGCCAAAAAGCAUUGAUGAAAUGUGUUAUUAAUGCUCCUAUCAAACGUCGUGGUAAUGUCAAAGUGAUGGAUAGAGGAGCCAAAACAGCAUUGAUGCAUGUUAUUGCUAAGAGAGACGAAGACACUGCUCUUGCAAUAAUUGAGCACAGUAAAGAUCUAGACUUGAAUGCUGUYGAYAAUCAARGCCAAACAGCGUUGAUURCAGCUGUGAUACAUGGAAAGAUGAAAGUUGCGMAGGUACUUAUCARAYGUGGWRCUGAYGUSAACAUAAAGGAUAAAGAAGGCARAACAGCAUURAUGCAUGCUAUUGCUCAGGRAGACGAAGACACUGCUUKUGAAAUAAUUGAGCACAGUAAAGAUCUAAACUUGAAUGCUGUCGACAAUCAAGGCCAAACAGCGUUGAUUACAGCUGUGAUACAUGCAAAGAUGAAAGUUGCGAAGGAACUAAUCACACGUGGUGCUAACGUCAACGAGACGGAUAAAAAAGGAAGAGUGGCCUUGAUGUAUAUUGGUUUAGCAGAUUCCAAUAAGGAUUACAACGAUUUUGAUGCCGGAAAAUUAACUCAUGACCUGAUCGACGCUGGUGCAGACGCAAACAAGUCUGAUGACAAAGGCAAUACAGCUUUGAUAUAUAAUGUGAAGAAUGAAGCGUCUGUUAGAGCACUAAUAUACAAAGCCAAAGCACCGGUUGACUCAAAGAAUAAUAUAGGGAGGACAGCAUUGUUUUUUGCGUUGGUCGAGUCCAUCUCAUCCGCUAAAUAUCUCGUAGAAAAUGGUGCAAAUCUUCACAUGACAGACAACUAUAAUGUAAGCGUGUUAUCGUAUUUCAUUCAUCAUUGUAUUAAUAACGGAGGGCCCGAUAAAAAGUUAAUAGAAAAAACGUUUCCUUUUUUAAAAGAUAAUGGAGUCAAGAAACAAACAAUAGUGAAUGCACUCGUCAAUGCCGUAUUCUGUAAAUUGCCACAAAGUCCAAUAAACACCAUCUCAAUAACGUCAUGUCUUACUUAUGGUAACAAACUAUCAAAGGAAGGACUUAGGAACUCAUUGAGGAGAGAUAAAAAAUGCAGUUCACUUCAAAAGCUGGUGGAUUCGAUUGAAAGAGACAGAUAUUCUAUAUCAGUAACUGAUUUAUCAAUAAGGCUCAAUGAACUUCUGGAACUUGGUGCUGAUCCAAAUACUUGUGAUGAGCUCGGCAACACCAUUGCUCACCACAUCACUUCACGAGGGAUGCAUGAUAGCACUGUUGAAGCUAAAAGUGUUUUUGAUGUUCUCCUUGGGUUGGAGAAAAGGGGACUGAUGAUCAACAAGAAAAACUGCAAGAAGGAAGGGCCUUUUCUCUUUAUGCUAACAUUGUCUGUUAAUAAGAGAAGGCUUAAUAGAGAAUUCAUUUUAAAUAUGUGCAUUUUUUUCCUUGAAAACGACAGAGCAAUAUUAAACGAUAGAACUCAAACCGGCGACUCAGUAUUUCAUCUCUUAAUCAAGCUUUCAAGUGUGGGAGAUUCAAACGAGGAAUCUUUAGAGCGAUGCAUAAUGGAAAAAUUACGAUUUUUUUCUCAAGAACAACGCGAACUCAUCAGCCAUAUUGUUAACAGUACUAACGAUGAAAUGAAUACUCCUCUUCAUGUUUGGGCGGCCGGAUCACAGCAAAAAUCAAGAACAGGGAAACGUAAUCAGCAUGCUUCUGAGAGAAUGAAUUGGCAGGGACCUUCAGAAAAGAUACUUGACCUGCUUUUGAGUUGUAAAGCCGUUCAUCAUGCAAGAAAUCUGAAGGGCGAAACUCCUCUUCAUAUGUGCAGAACCUGGACUUCCGUUAAACUAUUGGUAAAAGCAGAAGCAAAGACGAAUGAUGUAGACAAAUCAGGACGAUCUCCUUUACUUUCAGCAGCAAAGAAUCUUCUUUUUCUUGAGAAUCCCGGCUGUUUUUAUCCGGACAUUUCACCAGAUGAGGCACCGAAGUUUUGGGAAACUGUUAUGGGCAUGCAUUUUGAUUUGUGGACUUGCGACGAGAAUGGAGAUUCUAUCAUUAGUAUUCUUAUAAAGGAAAACUCUUUUGAGCUAGCUGAUAGCUUAAUUGAAAUUGCAUGUAAGAACAGCCAAAGUCUAUCGGAUAAAACUUUUGGCGUGUUGAAUGCUAUCUGCAAARAUGAAUCCACACAUACAACCUGGAAAAGUAUUCUUGUUGACAAAGUGCUCAAAAACCUAAAAUCCACAAGAUGCUCAUUAGAUUUGAUCACACCACUUCRAUCCUGCUGCAAGAAUAUCAAAGAAGSAACGAAACCUGAUUCUGUUCAUUAUGAAAUUGCUAAACAACUUCUUCGCUACGGUGCACCUGGUGAAUCUUGCCUGGAUAUUGCUGAAGGAUGUCCACCUCUACACGCUCUACUUUCUACUCCUGUCUCAAUGGAAGAAAGACCUUUUAUCAUACCCUGGACAUCGUGUUCUCAGAAACACAAGAACCAGCUAGCUGAAGUUGCAAGAGGGCUCAAMUGUAAUGUUCAGAAGCCAUAUUGGUAUCAUAACAAGGAAAUCGGCCAUGGGGCAUUCGGACAAGUCUUCGUAGGCAUUCAUGAAAAAGACAGCAUGGAAGUAGCCGUUAAAAGAGUCCGUUAUACGCAACAGGAUCGAGACGAAGAUAUUCGAGAGAUUAGAAGCCUUGCUUCUCUUCCUAAAUGCGAGCAUAUUGUUCGUUAUUUAACUUUCCUUCAAACCGAUGAAUUUUCCUUUAUAAUUAUGGAAUUGAUGGAAGGAGAUCUGGACGGAUAUUUUGCCAGUAAUGUUUACGACCAAAGGCAAACCAAAGUGUUCUGCCGAGAAGUGGCACUAGGCUUAAAGUAUCUUCAUGAGCAGAACAUCAUUCAUCGCGACCUCAAACCAAACAACAUUCUUUACAAAACCGAUCCCCAACUCUGCCUGAAGAUUGCUGACUUCGGUUUGAGCCGUCGCGUAGACGUCAAUGCUUCCUUUACUGUUAUGACCAACGGAGUCGGUACUCCUGGCUGGAUCGCACCGGAGGUAAUCAAAUCAAACACUCAAGAUCAUUCUAUGUGGUCAGAUGUUUUUUCGCUUGGUCUUAUCUUUCACUACAUCUUGUCAAAUAAAAAACAUCCAUUCAGCCCAGCAGACUGUACUGGAAAAAGUGACUAUGAAAUCAAUAUUGCAACACAAGGCAACAUUUUGAAGAAUGAUAUGGAAGGAUGGAGCAAGUCCCUCGAUCCGGAAUCAUCUCAUCGCGUCAAAGGAAUGCUCAAUUGUACUAACGAGAAAGAAAGACCGACUGCAUCAAUGUUGUUACACCAUCCAAUGUUCUGGUCAAAGAAGAAGAAGCUUGAUUUCCUCASCGCUGUUGGCAACCAAGAAGAAUUCGAAUGUCCACGUGCUAAAAGG